This is a messenger RNA of Lottia gigantea (owl limpet), 3927 nucleotides long. RefSeq lists its product as hypothetical. The transcript is spliced from 12 exons. Gene Ontology annotation, cellular component: cell periphery; cell septum. The record is from RefSeq and is a predicted model, not a curated record. The annotation marks the transcript as partial. Lineage: Eukaryota; Metazoa; Mollusca; Gastropoda; Lottiidae. Gene Ontology annotation, molecular function: chitin synthase activity.
AAGAAAUGGGAUAUAUUUCGAGAAGACGGAGAAGAAGAAAUUUCCACCUCCUCAGAAUCAAAAAUAUGGAAGAAAGUUAACCUCGUCGUCAAAAUUUUAGCUAGUUUGUUUUUGUUUACAACCAUUCUUGGAACAGCUAUCAUAUCUAAACUCAGUUUCCUUUUUAUGACUUACCACAUAAACCCUAUUCAAAAAGCUUUUAUCAUCGGAGACAACCCAAAUAUCACCGACCAAUACCUCAUCAUUAAAACAAACGACAGGCCAUUAGAUGUCAAGUGGCUAUGGAGCUUAUUUUUAUCAAUGUGCUUACCCUAUGCUUUCAUUUUUGUGGGAAACGUUUGGGUCAAUUGUUUUAAGACAACGAGAUCGAUAACUUUGCUUCCAUUUAUAACCGUUUUUGUUACAGAAAGUCUUCAUUCUGUUGGCCUAUGUUUAUUGGUAUUUUAUGUUAUUCCAAGUUUUGAUCCUCUGAUAGGAUGCUUGAUGGUAAUGAGUGUAGGAUCUGUUCCAGGAAUUGUUCGGAUAUUCGAAGAUAAAGCUAGCCACCCGAAUGUUACAGCUCAUACAGUUUUUGACUCUAAAGAUCGGAAAAGUCCUUGGCUACCAAAUAUCGUCAAGCGAAUUUUGGAUUUUCUUGUGCUUGCGGUUCAUAUCGUCGUGAUCGUACUGUGGAUUAUCAGGGCCCAUUAUGAACUGCAAUCAAUUGCUUUGACGUCUCUAAUCCCAAUUUCUCUUUUUCUGUGCUCCCUCAAUAAUUGGGAUAACUUCGUUAAAGGUGACUCUUUCUUGGUAGAUCUUAAAACUCAAAUUCGAAAUCAGAGGGUAAAGCUUUAUUUGGUCAUUUCUUUGUGGAAAAUCCUUAUAAGCUUUGUUUUUUUGUUAGUGCUCUUUGGAGUAGGAAGCGAUCAGUGCAUUAGAACGCUGCUAUCACUUGACUCUACUGCUAGUAACUGCUCUAUAUUUGGAGAGCUAAAUCUUGUGGACUUAAGUCCUUUACACCAAACAGACUGUCAUUACUUUUUUCCAUUCUUGGUGGCUUUAGUGAACAUCGUAAGUAGCGUCUUCUGUUAUAAACUGUCCAAAGCCGCUUGUAAGAUCCUGGUUCAGGUGGCUUGCUUUACCAUACCAUUAUCUCUAGCAGUACCUGUCACAUUCGCCUUGCUCAUUCUUUCCUAUUCCUCGAGCAACGCUAACCUAGAGUUUCUUCGAUGUACCAUUCAAUGGGUGCCAAUAAUUUCUUCGGAUGGUUUAUCACCCUACCUCAAUGGAUUGCUACAACAGUACUGGUUUGUUAUUGGAUUUGCUGGGUAUCUGUCAUUCCUGUAUAUUGUUGGACAUAAUUGGCAUCCGAGAACACGAAGGCUUUUGGCAACUGACAAAUUGUUUACGAGAAGCCUUUACUGUGGUAUAUUACUUGAACAAUCUAUGAUGCUGACAAGAACCAGAGAUGAACAAGUUGAAGAUCCUUGGGAGAAAAAAGUAGAUUUCGAUUUGAUGGAUACCAGUAAAAUACGAACUGAUUCUACACCAUUUAUCUAUAUAUGUGCUACAAUGUGGCAUGAAACGGAAAAUGAGAUGAUUCAAGUACUCCGAUCCUUAUUUAGACUUGAUGAAGAUCAAAGUGCCAGAAGAAAGGCAGUAAAAGCGUUUGAGAUAGACGUUGAAUACUAUGAGUUUGAAGCACAUAUUUUCUUCGAUGAUGCAUUUGAGUUUCAUGAAGAGGAAAAUUUUGAUUAUGAUGUCAAUGAUUUUGUUAAGAUGCUGACCAGAGUUAUAGGAGUAGCUGCCAACACACAGCAUCGUACCUCAAUGAACAUACCACCACCUACAAAGAUACCAACACCCUAUGGAGGUCGCCUUCUAUGGACAAUGCCUGGUGGUAAUACGUUAACAGCCCACUUGAAGGAUAAAACAAAGAUAAGACAUCGAAAAAGAUGGAGUCAGGUGAUGUACCUGUACUACUUCCUAUCCAACCAACUGAUGUCACUACCAAUCAGCUUAGACAGAAAGAAAACCAGAGCUGAAAAUACAUUCCUCCUCGCCUUGGACGGUGAUGUUGACUUCCAACCAGAGGCAUUACGAAUGUUAGUUGACAGGAUGAAGAAAAAUCCUAAAGUUGGUGCUGCUUGUGGAAGAAUUCAUCCUAUUGGAUCUGGUCCUAUGGUUUGGUAUCAAAAGUUUGAGUAUGCUGUUAGUCACUGGUUACAGAAGGCCACUGAACACAUCAUAGGUUGUGUACUAUGCAGUCCUGGCUGCUUUAGUCUCUUUAGAAGUUCGGCUCUUAUGGACGAUAAUGUGAUGAAGAAGUACACGACUCCGCCAACAGAACCUCGACAUUACGUUCAGUAUGACCAAGGGGAAGACCGAUGGCUGUGUACGCUGUUGUUACAACAAGGUUAUCGGGUGGAAUAUUGUGCUGCCUCAGACUCCUACACAUUUGCCCCAGAAGGCUUUUACGAGUUCUUUAAUCAGAGGCGACGAUGGACACCAUCGACCAUGGCAAACAUCCUUGAUCUGUUGAACAACUGGAAGAGUGUUACCAGAAAGAAUGAGGACAUAUCUUGUUUGUAUAUCAUGUACCAAAUGGGACUGAUGGCAUCUUCCAUUGUAACGCCUGGCACUAUUUUCCUCCUGAUAGUCGGUGCCAUAACAACAGCAUUUCCAGAACUUCCAUUAUUUGGUUCCCUCAUUUUGAAUAUCAUCCCAGUUGGAAUUUUCAUAAUUAUGUGCUUCACUACCAAAACAUCUACUCAGUUAGCGUAUGCCGCAGUGUUGUCAGUUAUUUAUAGUUUGGUCAUGAUGCUAGUAGUAGUAGGUCUGAUAAAACAAGCAGCAGACAAUGGCUUUUGCUCAGUUAGCACCAUCUUCCUUGUAGCAGUGUGUGGAUUGUUCUUCAUCACCUCCUUAUUACAUCCACAAGAGUUCACCUGCAUUCUCCAUGGAUUCCUCUAUUUCCUGUCAAUUCCUUCGAUGUCCAUGCUUCUCAUGAUCUACUCCCUUGGAAAUCUUCAUGUUGUAUCAUGGGGAACUCGCGAAUCUCCCAAACCAGUGACAUCAGAAACCGGUCAACAGAUAAAAAAGAAAUUCUCAAAUCCAUUGGUGCGGAUUUGGAAUAAUUUUUCUGGAAGUUCAGAUGCGCAGGGCAUGUCUUCGCUUGGAGGUCUGUUCAACUGCACAUGUUGCUCAACAACAGAGAUACAUCAAAAUGAUGAAAAGAUUAACCAAGUAAUGGAUCGUCUCGAUGCAAUGGAAGAAAACAAAAAACAUCAAGAUUCUGUGAAAUUGAGAACUAGUAGGAAGGCUAGGAAAGAAUCUGAAGACAGGGAAUCUGGGAAAUUCAGGAUUUCUUGGGCACCAGGUAGGCAAUACUAUCAAGUGGAAGGCUAUGUAGUAUCAGUAACCAGCACUGAGUCGAAUAAUUUAUUAUGGCUGACUGACGAAGACAUUGGAAACGGCAAUGUCGAAUUGUUAGAUCCAAGCGAGAUCAAUUUCUGGAAAGAAUUGAUUGACACCUAUUUGUUCCCUCUGGAGAAGGACGCAGAUCACGAGAAGAAAAUGCAAGGCGAUCUUUUGGAGCUUAGAAACAAAACUUGUCUCUUCUUUUUCCUCAUUAACGGGUUGUUUGUGGUACUGGUAUUCACAUUAGCAAUGGUUGCUGAAACAACCACAAGUCUUACCUACAAGAUUCCUUGCGACAGUGAAAGUUUUAAAGGAGAAGCUAUCGAGCCAUUAUCUGUUGCAUUUACUUUAGUAUUCGGAGUUUUGCUUCUUAUUCAAUUUUUUGCGAUGAUGUUUCAUAGAAUCUCAACAUUUUUGCAUAUCGCCGCAAUAACUCGAUUCCGAAUUAGUCGAGCCAGCAGGGAAGAACUGGAUACAAAGAAAAUGACAAUCGAAGAAGCGGUGAAUUUAGUGAAAGAGCUACAGCGC